UGUGAACAGUCAAGUGAAGUACAUAAAAACCAUUUCAAUUGGUGAGAGAGAGAGAGAGAGAGAAUGGGGAGAGAGGUGUCAGAGAGCUGUGUAGAGAGUCUGAUGACAGAGAUUGUCUCUUCUUACUGCAAUCACUUGUACGCCAACAAGCCAGAGCUCGCUGCUCGAAGGAUCGAAGCUAUCGGCUAUCAGGUCGGCCACCAGCUCUCUGAAAGGUAUACGAUGGACCGGCCACGGUUCAGUGAUCAUCUAGAGGCAAUCAAGUUCAUCUGCAAGGAUUUCUGGACCGAGCUCUUCAAGAAGCAGAUAGACAAUUUAAAGACCAAUCAUAGAGGUACCUUUGUGCUACAAGACAAUCAAUUCAACUGGCUUUCACACAUGUCAAUUGAACCGUCCUCUCAAAACUCUGGUUCAGUUCAAGAUCCAUCUACUAUGGCUGAAAGUAAGGCAGCACAAGCAACAGGCAUGUAUCUUUACUUCCCAUGUGGAAUCAUACGGGGAGCGCUAUCGAACUUGGGAAUCCCUUGUGCGGUUUCUGCAGAUAUAUCGAACCUUCCUGCUUGUUCAUUUGUGAUCCGGAUAAAGGCCUGAUGAGUGGUAUUAACAGAGGGAUUCAGGCUUCUGUUCAAUGAUCUGACCCACACCAAAGAUGUGUUCUUCUUUCUACUCCGUAACUAUUUACUUAUAGUAAAACUUUUGAGUGUUAAAGUCAUUAAAUCUGUAUAACUGAAAUUCUUCUGGAGAACUUUGUGUGUCUGUCUCCCUGAAUGAACCAUGCUGUUGUAAAGUAGAGUUGCAAAAUAUCUCAUUUUUAGUGUUUCCACAGUUCUAACGCAAAUAGAUUUUAAGGAUGUUUCAGUAGUA
Camellia sinensis is the source of this 864-nucleotide messenger RNA. RefSeq lists its product as uncharacterized. Gene Ontology annotation, biological process: regulation of GTPase activity; endoplasmic reticulum to Golgi vesicle-mediated transport. NCBI's taxonomy places the organism in Eukaryota, Viridiplantae, Streptophyta, Magnoliopsida, Ericales, Theaceae. Gene Ontology annotation, cellular component: TRAPP complex; trans-Golgi network; cis-Golgi network. The record is from RefSeq and is a predicted model, not a curated record.